Molecule: messenger RNA, 1175 nt
Organism: Tachyglossus aculeatus (Australian echidna)
Lineage: Eukaryota; Metazoa; Chordata; Mammalia; Monotremata; Tachyglossidae
Gene: TMEM65
Product: transmembrane protein 65
Exons: 7
Coding region: 93-623 (176 amino acids)
Biological process (GO): cardiac ventricle development; regulation of cardiac conduction
Cellular component (GO): mitochondrion
Source: RefSeq, a predicted model, not a curated record
UCGGGCCGGGGCCCGUGUCCCUCCUCCGUGUCCCGGCCCCGGCCCCCGCCGCCGCGGCCCGCGGCCUGGGCACGCACCCGAAGAGGGAGCCCAUGGAGGCGCUGAACAGCGCGCAGGCCGCCCGGGACUUCAUCUACAGCCUGCACUCCACCGAGAGGACCUGCCUCCUCCGGGAGCUGCACCGCUUCGAGUCCAUCGCCAUCGCGCAGGAAAAAUUGGAAGCUCCUCCUCCCUCUCCUGGAAUGCUGAGAUAUGUGUUCAUCCACAAUGCAUUGCCUUUCGUAGGGUUUGGCUUUCUGGAUAAUGCAAUCAUGAUUGUUGCUGGAACUCAGAUAGAAUUGUCUAUUGGAGUUAUCCUUGGAAUUUCCACGAUGGCAGCUGCUGCUUUGGGAAAUCUUGUGUCAGAUUUAGCUGGACUUGGUCUUGCAGGCUACGUGGAAGCUUUAGCCGCUAGGUUAGGCCUUUCAAUUCCUGAUUUGACGCCGAAGCAAGUCGAUAUGUGGCAAACACGACUUAGUGCCCACUUGGGUAAAGGUGUUGGAGUGGCCAUUGGUUGCCUUCUAGGAAUGUUUCCUUUGCUCUUCUUUGGCGAUGAAGAAGAAAAACUGGAAGAUAAAAAUUAACCCUUUUAGAAUACCUAUAAAAAGAUGUAAACUAAUGUACCUCAGUUAUUUAGUAUGCUGUCAUGACAUUUAGGAAGUAAGACAGUAACAGUGUAUAGACACGGGAACAAAAAUCCAGCAUGUUUUAUGAAAACACUAACUUAUUGUGACUUUGUCUUAGUACAUACAUCUUUUUAUAAAAAAAAAAAACCCAAAACAGUUAGCAUCCUAUUAAUGUAAACUGUUGAAAUGCCUUUACUGGUGGCAAUCAACAUUUUUCAGUGCUUUAUCUCCAUUGUAGUAAAGUUAUUUUAAAAAAACUGCCAGUCGAGGAUGCAUUGAGGGGAUUCAGAUUUGCAUAUUUGGUAUAUAACCUGGCUCUCUGUUGUUCCAAUUCAAGCUCUGGCUUUUCCUCCAUUUUCCUUUCAUUUCAAUUAAAAGUUCAUGAUAUUUUUCUUCCCUGACCCUACCCAGGCCCCAUUUUCAUUUUCAUUCUUUUUAAAAUAUUAAUUAUGGUAUUUGUUAAGUGCUUAACUGUGUGCUAAGCACAGUUGUAAGCACUGGGGUAGAUAC